Phycomyces blakesleeanus NRRL 1555(-) is the source of this 975-nucleotide messenger RNA. RefSeq lists its product as hypothetical. Bases 1 to 975 code for a protein of 324 amino acids. The record is from RefSeq and is a predicted model, not a curated record. NCBI's taxonomy places the organism in Eukaryota, Fungi, Mucoromycota, Mucoromycetes, Mucorales, Phycomycetaceae. The transcript is spliced from 5 exons.
AUGGUGGAUCUUCCAGGAGUAUUGUUAUUCUGGAAAGAUCCAGAAAGACUAAUUGAUCUGAUACUUCUCCAGCCCGAUCGGCCAGAGAGUUUUUACUUCCCUACACGUGAUAUACUGCCGGAUAUCAAGGGAGAUUCUAGCAAGGAGCUUUUGGAGACAACUUAUGGCAAACUAUCUUUAUAUCUUACUCUCAGAUUCAGCAGUAUUCAAUUCUCAUUUACAGCAGCCAUCUUAUCGGAAAAGCGCAAGCGCAUCGAAGGGGACAGAAUGAAACUAAACGUUUAUUCGAACUUUGCAUCACUCAUUCAUGGUUCGCCGCUUCUCGAAUCUCAUUUUGCCUGUGCUCGCGUUUUGGCUGAUGCAAUUCUGUUGAAUGUAUCAUCUAGUGUAGCAAUCAUGAUUAACACCAUUGAAGUACUUAUUACUUUGAGUAUUCAUAUCAAUAUCCCGGAAGACCCCAAAAUCGGUCCAUUAUCGUCAACAAUUACAAUUUUGCCACAAACAUCAAACAUUUACGUUGAUCAAGGAAGUUGGGAAAAGGCAGUUGCACUUGCUUUGAACAGCAAAGCAUCUUCUAUUCACAUAUCUUACCUCAUUGGUCAAAUGAAACAAUUACAUGUGCAAUUCCACUAUCCAACUUCAUAUAUACUUUUCUAUGCUUCAAGCCAUGUUGCCAUGUGGUGUUUUUGUCAGCCGUUGACUGUGUUCACAUAUGCAGAUUUCGAAGGCAUCAAAAAAUCAAUUGACAACGAUAAUUCCAGCAUGAUCGCCUCACAGAUGUUUCAAGAAAUUUGUUAUGAAGUGAUUAAUUUCCCUACCACUGCAAAAUUGAACAAAGCUCUUGUCGUCAACUCUGUGGCGGAACUCAAUAAUAGCAAAAUAAAAAUCUUAUUUAAUAGUCUUCUCACCCUGUUCGGAGACAACGACAACAUACCCAUUUUACAACAUCGUGAUCUCAACCACGUCAUGCAAUAG